CCCGAUGGCACCCGUCCCACCGAGGAGCUGCUGGGUCUGGCCCGGGACUUCAUCACCCAGUACUACCUGGGCAUCCGCAGGGAGAACUCCCCAGCGCACGCCCAGCGGCUGCGGGAGGUGGAAGCCGCCAUCGGGGCCACCGGCACCUACGAGCUGCUGGAGCCCGAGCUUGUCUUCGGGGCCAAGCAGGCCUGGCGCAACGCCGCACGCUGCGUGGGCCGCAUCCCGUGGAACAAGCUGCAGGAGGUGGCCCUGCGUAUGGGGCUGGACACGCGGACGACCUCGUCCCUCUGGAAGGACAAGGCAGCGGUGGAGGUGAACAUCGCUGUGCUGCACAGCUACCAGGUGGCCAAGGUGACGAUCGUGGACCACCACGCGGCCACUGAGUCCUUCGUGAAGCACAUGGAGAAUGAGCUACGGACACGGGGGGGGGGGCGGGUCUGGAUCGUGCCCCCCAUCUCGGGCAGCCUCACCCCCGUCUUCCACCAGGAGAUGGUCAACUACCAGCUCUGUCCCACAUUCCGUUACCAGCCCGACGCCUGGAAGGUCUAUGUCUCCAAAGGCACCACCGUCACCAGGAGAAAGACCUUCAAGGAGGUGCUGUGCAUGGACGAGUACGAUGUGGUGUCCCUGGAGCACGAGACCCUGGUGCUGGUGGUGACCAGCACCUUCGGCAACGGGGACCCCCCCGAGUGCGCAGAGAGCUUCUCCAAGGCACUGAUGGAGAUGACCUCGCCCUACACCAGCACCUCCCAGGCUGAGCCGCCCAAGAGCUACAAGCUUCGGUUCAACAGCGUCUCACAGUCAGACCAGCUCGUCGCCUCCUGGAAGAAGAAGCGGCGGCAGCUGAGCAACACCAGCAGUGCUGGCACACUGGGUGCCCUGCGCCUCCAGCCGCGCUACUACUCCAUCAGCUCCGCGCCCGGCCCCAGCCCCGGGGAGAUCCACCUCACCGUGGCCGUCGUCACCUACCACAGCGAGAGUGAGCGGGGAGGGGGGUGGGAGGCGCAGGAGCAGGGGGCCCUCAGCCAGGUCCUCACCGCCUUCUCCCGCGAGCCGGGGACCCCCAAGACCUACGUGCAGGACGUGCUGCGGACGCAGCUGGCUGCGGAGGGGGGCCAGGUGCUGUGCAGAGUGUACGUCUGCGGGGACGUGACAAUGGCCACCGAGGUGCUGCAGACGGUGCAGCACAUCCUGGUGCAGCAGGCCGGCAUGACGCUGGGCCAGGCGGGGGACUUCAUCAGCGAGCUGCGGGACAAGAACCGCUACCACGAGGACAUCUUCGGUCUCACCUUCCGAACGCAGGAGGUGGCCUUCCGCAUCCGCAGCCAGUCCUUCUCCAUGCAGGAGCGCCGGCAGCCGGGCCCGGCCCCCUGAGCGUGCCGGGGCAGGAAGGGCCCCCGCGGAUGCUCCCCCUGCCCCGCUGCAGGCAGCGCCGCCUCCCCAGUAAAGGUUUAGUUUUGAUAACCCCG
Molecule: messenger RNA, 1472 nt
Organism: Aptenodytes forsteri (emperor penguin)
Lineage: Eukaryota; Metazoa; Chordata; Aves; Sphenisciformes; Spheniscidae
Product: nitric oxide synthase, endothelial
Biological process (GO): nitric oxide biosynthetic process
Molecular function (GO): nitric-oxide synthase activity; FMN binding
Source: RefSeq, a predicted model, not a curated record